Messenger RNA from Effrenium voratum, 1142 nucleotides. NCBI's taxonomy places the organism in Eukaryota, Dinophyceae, Suessiales, Symbiodiniaceae. The record is from the annotation of a GenBank genome assembly.
AGUCAGUGCCUCGAAGCCGAGCGGGAUGUACACAGCACCUAAGCCGCUGGCCUCACCGCCUGGGAGCGUGGAGGUGCGGUUCCCAAGGCAGACGACCUUUCCAGGCAACGCUCUUCAGGUUUUCUCGGAGCUACUCUUUACCUCCUACUUCUUCUUCUGGCCAGCUGGCGUGCUGGUUUGGCUGGGGCUGUCUCCGUGGGCUUUGGGCACCUUUUCCUGGAAGACUUUGUGGUCCUUCUCCGCCCUCUACACCCUGCAGCUCUUUGCCCACCGGCCGCACCUGAACAAGGGCUGGUACUACCAGUGGCUCCUCUACGGCCCCUUGACGGACUUCGUGCUCCACUACCACGAUGCCACGGUGAUUCGGGAAGGGCCCGCCCCAGACCCCAAGGGCAGAUAUCUCUUCGCGAUGUACCCACAUGGUGUCUAUGGGGUGUGCCGUGCCUUCUCGGGCGGCAUGGGCUGCUGGCGCGCCCUCUUCCCAGGCAUCACCUCUCGCUGGGGCAGCUUUGGCGCGGCCUUCUUGCUUCCAGGCAUCCGUGAGAUGUCGCUGUGCAGCGGCUGCAUCGAUGCCUCCAAGCCAAUCCUGGAGCGUGCCUUGAAGCGAGGUGAAAAUGUCUCCCUCCUGCCGGGGGGCAUCGAUGAGAUGAACCUCACAGAUGGGGAUUCAAAGGACACAAAGCUUGUCAUGACCGACCGGAAGGGUUUCGUGAAGCUCUCCAUCGAGAACGGCCUGGACAUCGUGCCCGGCUUCUGCUUCGGCGAGAAGUGGAUUCACCACACCAUCAGGCUCCCCCCCUUCUUCCAGAGCCUUCUGAGACCCUUGAGGAUGAGUGGCACCUUGCUGAGGGGCCGGGGCUGUUCUUUGAUGGGCUUCCUGGACCCUCCGUUGGGCUUCGUCUGGGGUCAGCCGAUCAAGGUCAAGCAGCAGAAGCCAGUGGAUGAGAAGUACUUGGACCAGGUGCACCAGGAGGUCGCAGAGUCCGUGAGGGACAUCUUCAACCGGCACAAGGCACGCUUCGGCUACGCAGAGGACGAGACCCUUUCCUUUGUCAGCUCCGUCGAGGCGAAAGAGCAGAUCAGCCCAAAGAAGAAGUACGCCUAGCUGGCCAAAUCCUUUGAGAGCCGCGUGUUUGGCGCGC